AUGGACAUUGAGGUGAUACACCCUGCAAACAAGGUGGAGAUCUCCACCACACUGCGAGUGUCCGCAUUGGAGGAAAUAGGAGGUAAUCUUUGGGUUGGUUUCGUCAAUGGAGACAUUUCCAUUUAUGAAUUAGAACUGACGACUUCAUCAGACUCUGAAUCCCGUUCAACCAAGACAGAUAGCGGCAAAGCAAAGCAAUUGAAGUCAUAUAGAUCUCUUCAUGAUAUAAAGACGCUUUUCCGUACGGGGAGCCUUUCCUUAAAACUUGCUGUAAAGAAUUUGGCUGGGAGAAGCCUAACAAUUGAAAAGAUGUGUCAAAUAAACCACCAUGAAGACCAAAAGCAGAGUCCUGGCCAAGUAUUAGUGGCAAUUAGCGAUUCCGAAGCAGUUGCAAUAUAUGAAUGGAAUCAUAAAACUUCAAGUUUGACAAUAUUGAACGAGGUUGAAGAUUCUAAAAGUUCCGUAGACUUUUUGUACAUGCCCAAGAGGCAAUUGCUCUUGAUAGGUUCCAAAAAGCGACUAGUGGUGCAUAGCGUAGUACCGACUAAUAAAGGACUGAAGAUCAAGAUGCAAAGAAUCAAUGACAUAAACUUUAAGGAUAGGUUUAGAGCAAUUGGGGAAUUUUCAGACUCUAAAGUAUUGAUUGGUUUAACAAAUGACUUUGUAAUAUUGGAUGUUGACUCAGAUUUCAAGGUGGAGUCAUUACCAACGAAUGAGGAUGAACUCUACAAUUUCAGUCGCUCAUCCUCGUUCAGUUACUUUGGGUUGAACAGUUCUGGACCUCUGACCCAUAUAAUCCCAGUGAUGUAUGGUUCGACUAUAAAAGAAUACAUUCUUACGCAAGAUGGAAUGAUUACGAGAUUUACAAGUUCUGGAAAUUUGUAUAGUGUUCCUCUCAAGUCACAGGUAGUUCCAGUGGAAAUAUUAUUCCUUGAGCCAUGUUAUCUUGUGUUGGUCUAUGCCAAAAAGCUUGAAAUUGUUGAUUAUGAAAGUGGUGAAGUUAUUCAGAGAUUCCAACAUCAAAUUAAUUCAAACGCAAUAUGUGCUUCUGUUUUUGAAGAUAGUAUUGUAUUGAGUUCAGGAAUAGAUCUUUUUAGAUUCACCAUCAAAUCUUUUAGUGAUCAAAUCAACCUGUAUUUGAACAAUAAUGAACAAUUGCCUCGUCAAAAGAAAGACGGGCAAUAUGACCCUCAAUUGGUGGGACUUAAUCUGGCAAUUGCAUUGAUUGCAAGAUUGUCUCCAGAGAACUCAUUUUUUGAAUCGAACUCCAUAAAUAAUGCAAAGACCAAACAGUUAAAACUUCGAGCUUUGUAUCAAAAGAAGAGUGUGCUACUUUUCGAGAAAUAUUCAAAAUUCCACGAAGCAUUAGUUGAAAUUGGUUCUGACUGGUUAAUAUCAAAUAAAGUAAUUUUGGGAUUAUUUCCUGAUUUCUUAAAUGGGGACGUUUUAUUGGGAGGUGAUAAGUCACUGAAUCAAGGGAAAUAUUCAAAUCAAGUAAAAGAGGUCACAUUGGAAGAUUUACGAGAUGUCGAUUUAUUUGGAGAGUCUGGUACAGAGAAUGAAGCCACUGAAGGACUAGCAUCAAGGAAGGGUAAUACUCCUCCUGGCCCUGUUGGUAGACCACCACAUAUCAGAAGAUUCCUUAGAGCUGUAAACAAUUUAAUUAUUUAUCUAACUGACCAAAGAAGAAUUUACCAAAACUUUUUGGGUACAACCGGGAAAUCCAAUCAAUAUCUGACUCUCAAGUGGAAUGAUAUUACAUUAAAUGUCGAAGACGUUUAUCAAUCCACCUCGCCACAAGAGGUUGCCAAAGUUAUAGAUACCUCAUUAUUCUUGUGUUAUUUUUAUACAAAGCCAAUGCUUCUCGGCCCGUUACUUCGACUCCCGCACAAUCAUUGUGACUCUCAUAUUGUUAAUGAGUGUUUAUUAAGAAAUGUACAUAAUCAUGAAGAACGCCAGGCAAGUUUCAUUAAAGAACUUUUGGAUUUCUACUAUGGAAGAUCCCUACAUAAAGAAGCUCUUGAAAUGUUAUAUAAAUUGUCCCAUGAAAAUUUGGAAGAUCACGGCGAUGAUUUUGAUGAUUACUUGAGGGGACCUGAUCUUACCAUUCAAUACCUUCAAAAAUUGAACAACCAAUAUAUGGAAUUAAUAUGCGAAUUCUCCAGAUGGGUUCUUUUGGAGAAUACAAAUCCGAUCAUUCUAGGUAAAUUGUUAUUUAUGAAUGAUUCAUAUGAAUGUGAAUCAUAUGAUGGGUUCACUAUUUUAAACUUUUUCAGCUCAAUAAUUAAAAAUGAUGAAUUAACCAUUACAUAUUUGGAAUGGUUAAUAUUCGAGAGUGAUACUAUUGAAAGAUAUAAGAAAAUGGGAGGUAUUCUGAAGUUGCAUACACGGUUGUGUUUGCUAUAUAUCGAGAAAUUGAAACAGUUGGAUGAAGAAACUGAAGAAGAUAUUAUCUUUUAUGACGAUUCAGUUUAUAAAAAACUUUAUAGAUUUCUCCAGACUACAAAUCAGUAUGAACCGUGGACUGUGUUGAAGUUUAUCCCAACUAAUAUCAAUCGAUUUCUUCGUUUCACAGUGCUUGUGUACAGACGAUUGAACGAGCAUGAUAAGUCCAUUGAUGUUUUAUUUAAUCAAUUAGAUGAUUUGGAUGCUGCAAUGGAUUAUUGUUCCGAUAUAUAUUAUCAACCACAUAACAAAGAAGUUGGUCAAAGACUUCUUCAUAAGCUUCUUGAAGAUUUAUUGGUCAACGUUAGUGGGAAUAGAGAGUUGAUAGAGAAGCUUUUAUAUGCCCAAGGAACAAAGAUGUCAAUGCUUCGUAUUCUUACCUCGCUCCCUAAUUCUUUCCCGAUAAAUCAUAUUUCUGGUUAUCUAACCAAUACAUUAAGAGCAUCCCAGGAGGAGUUACAUGAUAGUCGUAUAUCUAGCCAGUUAUAUAAAGUUGGACUGAUUAAACUGAAUGCUAGUUUACUCGAAGCACGAAUGGAACACGUGGAUAUAUCUAGUGGGAACCAGCCAUGUUCUAUUUGCCAUAAAAAGUUAGGCUAUAGUGUUUUCAGUGUUAAUAAGAGUGGAGAAAUAUCACACUAUGGAUGUGCAUCUCGAGAAUAG
Molecule: messenger RNA, 3108 nt
Organism: [Candida] anglica
Lineage: Eukaryota; Fungi; Ascomycota; Pichiomycetes; Serinales; Debaryomycetaceae
Source: the annotation of a GenBank genome assembly